Molecule: messenger RNA, 1656 nt
Organism: Salarias fasciatus (jewelled blenny)
Lineage: Eukaryota; Metazoa; Chordata; Actinopteri; Blenniiformes; Blenniidae
Product: dachshund homolog 2-like
Exons: 10
Coding region: 54-1550 (498 amino acids)
Biological process (GO): regulation of transcription by RNA polymerase II
Cellular component (GO): nucleus; transcription regulator complex
Molecular function (GO): DNA-binding transcription factor activity, RNA polymerase II-specific; RNA polymerase II cis-regulatory region sequence-specific DNA binding
Source: RefSeq, a predicted model, not a curated record
GUAAAAGCUCAGCAGACAUUGAAGAAAGAAGAAGUGACUUUUCUUCCUCGGACAUGGCAGCCUCCCUCCCCCGGACCGGGCCCGGACCCGGGCCCCUCCUCCGGCCGGAGCCGCCGUGCAGCGCCCCUCCAGAGGCCCCCCUCCCGCAGGCGGAGUGCCGGAUGGUGGAGGUCCGCGGGCGGCAGGUGGCGUCGUUCCGCUCGGGCGGCUCGGAGCUGCUGUGCCUGCCGCAGGUGUUCCAGCUGUUCCUGCAGCACCUGGUGGGGGGGCUGCACACCGUCUACACCAAGCUGAAGCGGCUGCGGCUCAGCCCGGUGGUCUGCACCGUGGAGCAGGUCCGCGUGCUGCGGGGCCUCGGGGCCAUCCAGCCCGGGGUCAACCGCUGCAAGCUCAUCAGCAGGGCCGACUUCGAGACGCUGUACCGGGACUGCACGAGCGCCAGCUCUCGACCUGGUCGACCUCCAAAGCGCUCUCUGGGCGUGGCCAACAUGACGGACGGCUCCAGGCUCCUCCCACACAGACUGCUAAGCCCCGCCCUGCUGUCUCAGACAGGUCUGACCGCGGUGUCCGAAGCCCUGAAGCUGCAGAAGAUCAGGAUGAUGAUGAGUUUCCAGGGUGACCAGGAGAACCACGACACAGCAGGAGGGAGUGAAGCAUCCUGGGAGAAGGAGCGUCUCCUUCCUUCUCACUCCUCUGCUGUAGCGCCCCCUGCUGGUUCGGCAUCUCUACACCUCAACACUAUGCAUCAGCGCGGCUCUCUAUUGGCUAACCGUCUGUCAGAACUUCCUUUUAUGGUCCUGCCACACCCCAUCCUUCCCAUUGGCCUGCCUCCAGCCAGCGUUGCCAUGGCGAUGAACCAGAUGACACAGCUCCGUGGUUUAUCAAACAUGGCCGCCGUGUCGCAGACAGAAGACAGCAGCAAGGCAUCUCCUCCAGGAAUCCCCUCCUACUCUCUGUCACUCAGUGAGGAGGAGCUCCGCCCCCAGGAGCUAACCAGCCAAUCACCAUCCAGAGAAUCAUCAUCCCCCUCAGCAUCACCUCCAAUCCUGACAACACACACGCCAGAGCUGGACGACGGCCUGUUGCCCCUCCCCCUUUUCAAACCGACCUAUGAGAAGCUCGCACUCGCCGCUCCUCCGCUGUCCAACAGCCACACGCACAGCGCCUUUGCUCCGCUCCUAUUGGCCGAGGGGCUGUCGUCCACAGAAACGCUGCUGACUAACAUCCAGGGUCUCCUGAAGGUGGCAGCAGAGAGCGCUCGCUGUCAGCACACACACAGCCAGCAGGAGAGGAAAGAGUUAAAACUGGAACUGGAGAGAGAGAGGGACGCCCGGCAGAACCUGCAGAGACACCUGAGCUCCCAGCUGCACGCCACAGCGUCCAUCCAGAAGAGGCUGAGGAAGGAGAAGAGGUUGAAGAGGAGGCUGCAGGAAGCGCUGGACUUUGAGUGGAGGAGGCGAGAGGAGGUGCAGCGAGCGUUGAAACACUGCGACACUCUGACAGGUGCAGUGAGUCCUGAAAGUCCACAUGGGAACAAACAGGAAAUCUGAUAGUGAUUCCUCGUAAUUUUAAUUAUCCUGAAGAAAAAAGUUUUCUGAAGCAGAGAAGACAUGAAAGACUCAAACUCACCACCAGCCACCUGCACUGGGUGGAGCC